AGGAGUUCAUGGAGACGUAACCCUAACCCUAACUGGAAUUUUCCUGCAAUGGGAUUUUCCCAUGUAUUUUACCAGGAAAAAUAGAUAGGGCAGAUGUCAAGCCCCCAAAGGCUUGCCAUACGAACGGGGACGGGGGAGCACGGACAACGACCUACCAGCCCGAGUAACAGCUGAGCAGUACCCCGCCACACCCCACAGCCGCACCGGGCGAAUGUCAACUGCGCAGACAUCUCCACAAGCUGCACUACAGAUGCCACCAAAACCCAAGAGGCACCUGCCGCUGACGGGGCAGGAAGCCCACGAGCGGAGACUGCAGCCUGCGGAAGGGAGAGCGGCGAACGGCUCCUUCGGGGGCGGGAGGACUGCACUCCGGCGGCCGGGCCCAGCAAGGGGGAGCAGGGGGUUUCCCCCUAGCAAUCAGGACGUUUGGCAGGGCAAGUUUGGCGGCGGGCAACUGACGCGCGGAUCGAGUGCAUGGACAAUGGGGCGUGGGGGCGGAGUCCCGUCGGGGAAAGGGAAAGCACAGGGAAAGGGUGGAGCAUUUAUUCAUCUUGAGCGGAUGGUGGUUUGGGACCAGGGGCGGGGUCACAGGGUGGAGCACGCCGAUAUAUGGCGGUGGGAGGAAACUAACCCCAGUGCUGACUUUAUCUCACUUGAAUAAUAAAGUGCUUGUUGGGUGUCAGUGUGUGCCGGUCUUCUUUGCCUUCGUGCUGCGAACGACGUCGGAUACGCUGACAGAAAGUCAGCACUCACCUACUUCCUCUCCAGCCUCCAGCUCCCACGUGCGGUGGACGGCUAAGGUAUGGCGGAGGGAACGCAGGGGGCCGCCCUGGUUGAGGGAGAGAUGGCGGCCGAUGGGCCUGCGGACACUGUUCCGGUGCUGGAGCCAGCGGCAGCCCAGCCGGUGGUGCGGCCGAAGCUGCUACUGCCUGCAAUCCCGGGACUCGACGAGGGGGAGGCACGGGCCGCAAAGCCACAGGAGGAGUGGUGGCAAAGCCCGGCGGUGACGGGAAUGCAGACCGAGCGGCUAUUAACACCUAAACCGAAGCCCAGUCAUUCGGGAUGGAGGGAGAGAUGCGCCACCAUAGAGGAUGACGACGACUGGAGCUAUUCCACGGCUCCGGGCCAAGAGACCAUGGAUAUAUUGCGUCGUCGGUUCGGCGAAGCAAGCUACAGGGGCGCUGCUGAUAUGUGGCAAUCGGAAGGGGAUGCUGCGGGACGCACCCCCUCAUCUAGGUUUCGCUUGAGCAGUCCGCGGCUGCGGUUGCCUACGGGUGGGCCGGGCGCCAUGGGACUCCCGUCGAGCGGCUCGCCGGGUCACGCGCGUCCAGCUCAGCCGGGCGGCCCCAAGAACGUGGCAAGAGGACCAGCGAGGCUAGGGGGUGUGGAGCAGCAGAGCUUGGCGGCUGGGUAUCCUAACCUCGUGCCAGGCCAACCCCAGGGCCCAUGGGGGCCAGGAUAUCCAUGGGGGGUUCCUCCCAUUCCGGUCACUUUUGAUGGAAACCCCGACGAACUGGCAAUGUUUCUGGGGCAAGCCAUAAGCCACCUGGACCAGUUUGCCCAGCUAUAUGUCUCCCAAUGGGCUAUGGUCGGCGCCAUCACCGCCGCCUUGCGCGGAGAGGCGGCCGCAUGGGCAGCCGACCUGUACAGUGACCAUGCCCGGGAGUUGGGGAGUGCGGGGCUAUUCUUGGACGCUCUGCAUGGGAGGUUUGAGGAUCCAACCCGGGCACAGAGGGCUGAGGCAGACCUGCUGGCACUCCAACAAGGGAACCGCCCGGCCAUCGAAUACGUGCGGGAAUUCCGGAAGUUAGCCGGCCGCUUGCAGUCUUCAUGGCCGGAGCGGAUGUUAGUACAUCAAUUUAGAGCAGGCCUAGACCAGGACCUACGGCAAGCCUGCGUAUACCGGGGUGUGCCCAACAGGCUGAGGGACUGGUUCAGAGUGGGGGUCGAACUCGAGACAGGCCUUAAAGCCGUUUAUCGAGGGAUUGGGGACGCCCCGCGGCCGCGGCGUACCGGAGAGAGGCCUCGCAAGGGGAGUCAAGACCAACAGGGAACCACACCAAAACCCCUUGGGGCGUCAGGAGGAGGCGGCUUUCGAUGCUUCCGCUGCGACCAGCCGGGCCAUCGAGCAGCCGACUGCCCAGCGCCCAGCCCACGUAAGGCCGCAACAGUUGGUAGAGCUACGCCCAUGAAGAAAGCUACGGAGAAAUCGAGGGCGGUUAUUCAGCCACCAGCCCCAGGGGCGAAAACGGGGUCUCCGGCCAUGGUGGAGUCUACGGCCAUGGCACGCUACCAGACGGGAGACGAGGAGGACGGCUCGGAUGACCGAGUGGGCGAUCCCAUGGUGAGUGACCCUAUUAGCCCAUUCGUCCUCCCUAUAAUCCUCACGAGUCCGGUGACAGGAGCGAAGAAGGCGUGUCAGGCCUUGAUCGACACGGGGUGCACGCGGUGUCUGAUGAGUAGGAAGGUAGCGGUGGAUAGUGGGUUCCGAAUAUAUCCAUUACCACAACCAAUACGGUUCGAACAGGUGGACGGGUCACUGUUGGGAGGAGUCCCCGCAACCCAUGUGACGGAACAGGUACGCAUGGAUCUAGGAGAUCAUUGGGAGGUGUUGCGGUUCAUCGUGAUACCCAUUACGACAGAGACUGUCAUAUUGGGGUUAUCCUGGCUGGACAAAUGGACCCCAACUAUAUGGUGGGAGGAAGGGUACCGUAAGAUGCGUCUUGGGAUGGGCCCAAUCCCAAGGACGGGUGGUAACGGUGGCCAAGUUCCCGACGCCCCGGAGACGACGGCGCAACUCCAGGAGAGGGGGGGGGAAGUGUCUUACCCAGAGGAAUACAGGGAUCUAGCGAUGGUCUUCAGCGAGGAGGAGUGUAACCACCUGCCUCCUCAUCGGCCGACGGAUUGUGCCAUAGAGCUAUUGCCGGGGGUCAAGCUUCCGAAACCCCGGAUGUACGCCAUGACGUUGCCGGAGCUGCAGGAACUCCGUAGAUAUAUCGACCAUAAUCUGGCGCGAGGAUUCAUCCAGCCUGCUAGGUCCCGGAUAGCGGCUCCCGUGCUUUUCAAGGAAAAGAAAGAUGGGUCGUUGCGCUUAUGUGUCGACUUCCGAGGGCUAAACGCAGUAUGUGUCGAGCAUGUAUACCCCCUUCCCCUGAUGAAGGACCUGUUGGCACACCUGGGAACGGGCCGCAUUUAUACCAAAUUGGACUUACGGGAGGCGUACUAUAGGGUGCGAAUUAGGGCUGGCGACGAAUGGAAGACGGCAUUCAACUGCCCAUUGGGUAGCUUCCAGUUUCGCGUCAUGCCGUUCGGGUUACGAGGGGCCCCUGCGGUGUUCAUGCAGUUAAUCAAUCAGGUGUUGCAUGAACACCUAUACCGCGGGGUGCUUGUGUACCUGGACGACAUACUAAUAUAUACCGCAACAAGGGAAGAGCAUGUCAGUCUGGUGAGGCAGGUGCUGCGGAAGUUACUGGAGGCACAGCUUUAUGUGAAGUUGUCUAAGUGCGAGUUCCACCGGGAGCGGCUAGAUUACCUGGGCUACCGUAUCUCGGGGGCCGGGGUGGAAAUGGAUCCGAGCAAGGUGCAAGCAGUACAGGAAUGGCAAGCGCCCCAGACUAGACGCCAGCUGCAAAGUUUCCUCGGGUUCGCGAAUUUUUACCGCCAGUUUAUCCCGUCCUUUGCUGCCGUGGUGCAUCCCCUCACGGAGCUGCUGCGGACGAAACAUCUUACGGCGAGGGCUCGUCCAAGCCAACGAAUAGAGUGGACUAUGAGUUGUCAAAAGGCGUUUGAAACACUGAAAACGUUGUUCGCUAAGGAACCCGUGUUGCGCCACCCGGACCAAAGUGCCCCUUUUGUGGUACAGGUGGACGCAAGCGAUGUGGCGGUGGGGGCGGUGUUGUUGCAAAAGAACAGUGGGGGAGUGUUGCAGCCCUGUGCCUAUACUUCGCGCAAAUUUACGGCGGCCGAGUGUAGCUGGGCCGUCUGGGAGAAGGAGGCCUUCGCGAUCCGCUGGGCUCUGGCAACAUGGAGGCAUUUGUUAGAAGGGGCCAAGCAACCUUUUGAAGUGUGGACAGACCAUAAGAAUUUGGAGGCGCUACAAACUCCGAGGCGCUUAGCCCCCAAACAUGUCCGGUGGGCCCAAUAUUUCAACCGAUUCCAAUUCACAUUGAAGUAUGUGCCAGGGGGGAAAAACUUCCUAGCCGACGCGUUGUCACGAAUGCCGCAGUACCACAGCAAGCGGGAGGAGGUGAUACAGGCACUGAUGCCUCCUUCUCGGUAUGAGACCGCGAGGACUGUAAGUCAUAGGUCUCAGGUGAGUGAACUAGAAGCCAUGAGAACAGCCCUGUUGACAGAUACGUGGGCGAAGGAGCAUUCGGGGUGGUUGACUACUCGGGACGGCGCACUUUAUUCCAUGCAAAGGCCUGCCAUCAGCGCGACGAUUGUCGCGGUUGUUUAUUCAACACAUCUACCGGCUCCAUGGCAGACCUAG
Crotalus tigris (Tiger rattlesnake) is the source of this 4489-nucleotide messenger RNA. RefSeq lists its product as uncharacterized. The record is from RefSeq and is a predicted model, not a curated record. Bases 803 to 4489 code for a protein of 1228 amino acids. Gene Ontology annotation, molecular function: nucleic acid binding; zinc ion binding. The transcript has 2 exons. Lineage: Eukaryota; Metazoa; Chordata; Lepidosauria; Squamata; Viperidae.